GCAUAUUUAAUUUCGAAUUUUCAUUGUAUUUAUUAGUGUUGUUUUCACAUCUGUUAAUGACUUAAUGUCAGCGCCAUGACUUAAAAAGCGCAUGCCGAGUUGGGUUAAUUGGUUGGCUAACUGCGUAAUCAACGACGCCGAUUGGAACAGCCACGUUUUCACAACUUUCCCCGCCGCCCACAGUCUCCAUCCACCUCUCUCCUCCCGCCACGUGGCGCACACACAAUCAAAAUUAAUUUAACUCCCCUCCCCACCUAUAAAAUACCGCCUCCAACAAACCAAACCACAAAUUUUGAAAUUGAAAAUCACUCACCAAUUUAAUUCAAUUCUCCAAUGACGUGGACGAGGGGUCCCACCAUCGGCCGAGGAUCCACCGCGACGGUUUCCAUCGCCGCCACCCCCGCCGGCGACAUCUUCGCCGUGAAGUCCACCGAUCUCGCUUCCUCCGCCUUGCUGAAAAGGGAGGAAUCAUUCAUCUCACAACUCUCCUCUCCCUACGUCAUCCGCUGCUUAGGGUCCGACGUCACAAUCGACGAUCACAAACCCCUCUACAAUCUGUUUCUAGAAUAUUCCAGCGGCGGUUCGCUCUCCGAUCUGAUCCGAAAGCGCGGAGGCUCCUUGGACGAGAAAACGAUCCGAUUUUACUCAAAGCAGCUCCUCACCGGAUUGGAUUAUCUCCACCGGAGCGGAUUGGUGCACUGCGACAUCAAAGGCCAGAACGUCCUCGUCGCCGGCGGCGGCGCUGCGGUGAAGAUCGUCGACUUCGGUUGCGCGAAAUGGGCGGGAUCCAGCGGGUCUUUCGCCGGAACGCCCGCGUACAUGGCGCCGGAGGUCGCUCGCGGCGUGGAGCAGAGCUUUGCGGCGGAUGUGUGGUCUGUGGGGUGCACGGUGAUCGAAAUGGCCACCGGACGCCACCCCUGGCCGGAGACGAAGGAUCCGGCGGCGGCGAUUUACCGGAUCGCGUUCUCCGACGACGUGCCGGAGCUGCCGGGGUGGUUUUCCGGAGAGGCGAGGGAUUUCGUGGGGAAGUGUUUUGUGAGGGACGCGAGGAGGCGGUGGACGGCGGCGGAGCUGCUGCAGCAUCCGUUUUUGGAUGCGGCGGAGGAGGAAGCGUCUCCGACGAGCGUUACGGAUCAGGGAUUUUGGGAUGCGGUAGAGGCGUCGGAGUGUUUGGAAACUGCGACGGAGACAGCCUCGUCGGAAAUUGAUAGGAUCGGAGCGUUGAUCGGCGGUGGCGGUCCGAGUUUUGAUGAGGAUCAGGAGUGGGUGACGGUUAGGGCUAAUGAAGUUGAAGAUUUGAUUGAGGAAGAAGAAAUUUCAUAUUGUGAUUUGGUGGUGAUGGAGGAUUAUUCUAGGUUUGAUUUUUGCAGUGGAGAUAGUGAUUUUGUAACAUCUUCUUCAUUUUCACAAAAACAGAGUGUAAAUUAUUUGUGUAUUCAGAUUAUGUUCAUGGAAUUAUUUCUUCGUCAAGAUCAAGUUUUCUUACCGCCUUUUUCACCUUAUUAUGCACAUUCUUCAUUUUCAGUACUCAUGCUUCAUAAGAAGUGA
Messenger RNA from Salvia splendens (bonfire salvia), 1548 nucleotides. RefSeq names its product mitogen-activated protein kinase kinase kinase 18. Gene Ontology annotation, molecular function: protein kinase activity; ATP binding. The transcript has a single exon. Lineage: Eukaryota; Viridiplantae; Streptophyta; Magnoliopsida; Lamiales; Lamiaceae. The coding region runs from base 334 to 1548 and encodes 404 amino acids. The record is from RefSeq and is a predicted model, not a curated record. Gene Ontology annotation, biological process: protein phosphorylation; signal transduction.